GUCUUGGCCAUGGCCUCCAGCGCCUCCCGGUUCAUCAAGUGCGUCACAGUGGGGGACGGCGCCGUGGGAAAGACCUGCAUGCUCAUCUGCUACACCAGCAACAAGUUCCCCACUGAUUACAUACCCACUGUCUUCGAUAACUUCAGUGCAAACGUGGUAGUCGACGGUACCACGGUGAAUUUGGGCCUUUGGGAUACUGCAGGGCAGGAAGAUUACAACAGACUGAGGCCACUGAGCUACCGCGGAGCAGAUGUGUUCGUGCUCGCCUUCUCGCUUGUCAGCCGAGCUAGCUACGAGAAUGUUAUGAAGAAGUGGCUACCGGAGCUUCAGCAUUAUGCACCGGGUGUCCCCAUAGUGUUGGCCGGAACUAAAUUGGAUCUUCGUGAAGACAGGCACUACUUAGUUGACCAUCCUGGUGCGGUACCUGUUACUACAGCACAGGGGGAGGAACUGCGCAAGCACAUUGGCGCAACUUGCUACAUCGAAUGCAGCUCAAAAACUCAGCAGAAUGUGAAAGCUGUGUUUGAUGCUGCCAUCAAGGUAGUAAUCAGGCCUCCGACGAAGCAGCGAGAAAGGAAGAAAAAGAAAGAACGGCGAGGAUGCUCAAUAUUCUGCAGCCGUAUCAUGCACGCAAGAAGACUAGGAUGCUUCAAGUGAUAGAAGGCCUUCUUCGACGAUAACGUAGGCUUCUAAGAUGAAUCGAGAUCGUGUAUAGUUUGUCUCCAUGUUCCAAAGUGCUCGUUGCGCUUGUGCACUUGGGCUGGUAAUGUGUAUAUUUAGUCUUUGCCAAUUGAUAUUUAGGAGAAAUAUUAAGCACUUCGUUUAUGUACCAUUGGCUCAUAAUGAGCUGGGAAGUCCAAUACAUACUAAGAAGUAACAAUAUUUUCUUCCGAUGAUUUUAUUAUGGUUUCUCGU
Messenger RNA from Zea mays, 915 nucleotides. RefSeq names its product Rho-related protein from plants 5. NCBI's taxonomy places the organism in Eukaryota, Viridiplantae, Streptophyta, Magnoliopsida, Poales, Poaceae. Gene Ontology annotation, molecular function: GTPase activity; GTP binding. The transcript has 8 exons. Bases 10 to 657 code for a protein of 215 amino acids. Gene Ontology annotation, biological process: small GTPase-mediated signal transduction. The record is from RefSeq and is marked provisional.